AUGGCGGAGAAUAACUCGAGCCCUCGAUCGACGACCUCCCCGCCGACAGACGCUCAACCACGGAGGCGGCCGCUCAGCAGCAGGAGCAGGGCCUGUGACCGGUGUCGUCGGAGAAAAGCCAGGUGCGAUACCACUAGCCCUCGACAUCGCUGCUCGCCGUGCCGACAAGCCGGAGAGCCAUGCACCUUCGACCUGCCCCUGGCAAGGCGUGGACCAAAGGCCCGAAAACGAACAGAGGGCCUGGCAUCAGCCGACUCGUCAACCCUCUCCAUCGGAGCAGACCAUGAGCAGACGCUGCCGUUUACGAGCCCAACAGGGAACAUUUUGCCCGAAUUGCUGUCCCCGGUUGCAUCCUGGGACCCAACAGCGAGUCUCACGCUUGACCCUGCGUUGUCGCCCCAGACGGUGCGAAGCGUUGUUUCAGAGUCCCGGCCAUCCGCGACUUCCAAUGUCAUACAGAGAUGGCAGGAGCUCUCCAGAUCCCUCGCUCUCUCCAAUUUCGACGUCGCGUGGAUCGUUUCCAGAUGCUUGGAUCUCUUCUUCCAAUAUCUCUAUCCCCUUACACCUCUUGUUCAUGAGCCCAGUCUGCGCAAUGGUGUGGCAUACUUCAUUUCACGGACCUCAUCCACCGUAACCCAAUCACCACGUGCCGACCCAGACGAUGGAAUCGCAGCGCCAGGUCCUACCGGAGAUGCAUGGUCUGGGGUGUUACGAGCAGGUCACUCUGGAAGCCGGAGUAUGCCAGAACCUUGGCUAGAGUCGACCUUCACCUUGAUUACAGCCGUUUGCGCAGAAGCGGCAUUUCUCCUACCCAAGGAUUUAUUUCCAGAGGGCGAGGCAGUUAGCGAAAUCUUUCUCAAGGCAUCAAGAAACUGUCUCAACAGCUAUCUCGAAGCCGAUCUGGAGUCCCCCAACGCAAGCUCGAUCGCAAUCCGCUACUUCCACUCUAACUGCAUCCACGCGGCGGGCAAACCCAAGUAUUCAUGGCACAUCUUUGGCGAGGCGACGCGACUCGCACAGGUCAUGCAGCUCCACGAAGAAUCAUCACUCGAGGGCCUACUGCCUAUCGAAGCGGAGUUGAGGCGACGGGCGUUUUGGAUCGUGUACAUGGGUGAUAAGUCUGCUGCGAUCCUCAAUAAUCGGCCUAUUACGAUCCACCGUUUCUCGUUCGAAUCCCCUAUCACAAUCGCGUACCCAUCGGGUCUUGAGGACGAGGCGCCAGUUGGGCCAUCUCCCGGUAACGAGGCUCUCUCGACAGAAACGGGAAGGAAGUGCCUCAUCAAUGGCUUCAACGCAAACCUACGGCUCUGGCAAGCAGCCUCAGACCUACUCCUGGAGAUGCGUGUAAUACUAGACGCACAGCGAGCUGUUCCCUCCACAAACAACCUCACCAACACACCGAUGCCCAUCGAGCACCGACAGCGCCUCGACGAACUAUAUGUUCAGUUCAUCACAUGUCUCGACGACCUCCCGCCAUACCUGCAGUCAUACAGCCUAACAGUCCCGACAGAAAGUGGUUCGGAAAAGGCCCGGACUACCCAGUUCAUUAUCCAGAGAGCGAAUCUGCAAGUCUCACUGCAUUGCCUGCGGAUGGUCAUUGCACAGAAAUUGGACAUGUCCUACCUCGCUACAAGCGCUGAGCAGGCAAAUCUACACAAGACGGAAAUUGCGCGAGACAUGCUCAAAGUUAUGCACGAGGCCCCGUUCUGGUCUCUGCAGGUCAACGGGGAGCCAUAUGUAGAGAAGAUACGUCUCAUAGGCGCCAGUCUUCUUGCCAUCAUCCACCGUUAUCCAGGGUCUCAUCCACUAGCAGCCCGCGCUCGAUCCGACUUUCUGGUUCUAUUAGAUAUACUCACCAGACUGGAUUCUAAGGCUUCGGAUGCCCUCAGGGGAGACCUUAAUUCGAAUUUCUAG
Molecule: messenger RNA, 1914 nt
Organism: Aspergillus calidoustus
Lineage: Eukaryota; Fungi; Ascomycota; Eurotiomycetes; Eurotiales; Aspergillaceae
Source: the annotation of a GenBank genome assembly